GGAAGCAGUCUGAUUCAUGAACUGCUUAGUAAAACCAUUUGAAAGAAGUCCAGGGUGAGCAAGGCCUCCGGAGGCGGGACUGGAUAGGAAAGAGCCACGUCCGCCUCCAGCCUUUCAGUUUCUUUACCUCCAUUUUGCCUGCGUAUCUCAAGCGUCCGCGGAGUGAAGCCUGACAAAUCCUGGCAGUAGGAGAGCCCUGCGGGGGGCAGGACGCUUCAGGUCCGGCAGGGGUGGGCGCCGAUCCCGGCCGAGAUCCAGCGGGAAGAGCUGGCAGCUGCCCGGGCGUGAGUAAACCAAGAACCCUGCCCGCCCCUCUUCUCUCGUCCUGCGCCUGGGUGCUGGCGUCGCCCUGGGCUCGGGAGCGUCGGGGCACCGGCCUUCCCAUCCCGGCAGAAAAGGAUUGAGUCUCCCGCUUUGAGUCCUUCGGCCCGUCCUGGAGCCUUUGGGAACUCACCCACAGCACUCGAGUCGCCAGGAGUGUCGCUUUUAAAAAGAAUAUCAGGAAUGGACUCCUGUUUCAUUAGUUUUUUUCUUGUAGGGCCUCAAAGGCUAAUUAAACUCGUGUGUAUGGACUGAAACGCCUCCUUUUCUUUAAUUCACUAUAAUCCUACCAACGUUUAUUGAGCAUCUCUGGGCUAGUCAGAGUUGGGUGCUGGGAACAUAGAAAUGGAUCUGAACUUGGUUCCUUCCCUCAGAAGCCUACAGAGUGGUUGGAGACCGAGCAAAGUUAAACUUGGAUUCAAAGCAGCCUAGAUGGGCCGCUGACAGCCAGGAAUAGGAGUUGGCCAGUUGGGGAAAUAAAGACAGGUCACAGGGUACUCACCCUUUUCCUUAUUAAUCAGUGAGAUACAGCCUGCAUCCAGAGGUUCUGUACACAAACGGAGGAGGAAGAAUGCCUCCAUUGGAAAAUAUUCUGAAAGAAAUGAAGAAAACCAUCAGCAAUGAAGUCAGCAGCCUCACAGCUUUCUGUUGACUGUCCUGGACGCUCGCUACUAGAGUCCCUUGGAAUGACACUGUACAGAAUGUCUGCUGAGGUUAUUCAUCAGGUCGAAGAGGCACUUGAUGAAGAUGAGAAGGAGAUGCUUCUUUUUUUGUGCCGGGACGUUACUGCAGACGUGGCUCCACUGAACGUCAGGGACCUUCUGGAUAUUUUAAGGGAAAGAGGAGUGCUGUCUGCCAUAGGCUUGGCUGAGCUGCUGUACAGAGUGAGGCGAUUUGACUUGCUCAAGCGAAUUUUGAAGACAGACAAAACAGCAGUGGAGGCCCACCUGCUCAAGCACCCUCGCCUUGUUUCAGACUAUAGGGUGCUGAUGAUGGAGAUUGGUGAGGAUUUGGAUAAAUCUGAUGUGUCCUCAUUAAUUUUCCUCAUGAGGGAUUAUAUGGGCCGAGGCAAGAUAGCCAAGGAUAAGAGUUUCUUGGAUCUUGUGAUUGAAUUAGAGAAACUAAGUCUGGUUGCUCCGGAUCAAUUGGAUUUAUUAGAAAAAUGCCUAAAGAACAUCCACAGAAUAGACCUGAAGACAAAAAUCCAGAAAUACAAGCAGUCUGUUCAAGGAGCAGGAACAAGUUAUACAAGUGCUUUUGAGGCAUCUUUCCCAAAGUUGAGUCUUAAGGAUCCUUCAUAUAACUUCAGGCUCCAGAAUGGGAGAAAUAAAGAACAAAGACUCAUUGUGGAAAACCUUGACAUACAAAGAAAGCCAGUGAAGACAUCCAUUCAGGAAUCAGGAGCGUGUUUGCCUCAGCAUGUACCGGAAGAGAGAUAUAGGAUGGAGAGCAAGCCCCUGGGUAUCUGCCUGAUCAUUGAUUGCAUUGGCAAUGACACAGGGGCUCUUCAGGACACUUUCACUUCCCUGGACUAUGAAGUCAAGUACUUCUUGUAUCCAAGUAUGAACAGUAUAAUCCACGUUCUUCACCAAAUUGUCUGUAUGCCCCAACACCGAGACUGUGACAGCUUUGUGUGUGUCCUGGUGAGCCGAGGGGACUCCCAAAGUAUGUUUGGCGUGGAUCAGACUCACGCAGGUUUCCCUUUGGAUCAGAUCAGGAGGAUGUUCAUGGGAGAUGCAUGCCCUUCUCUCUUGGGGAAGCCAAAGCUCUUUUUUAUUCAGAACUAUGUGGUGGCAGAGGACCAGCUGGAGGACCUCCUGGAGGUAGAUGGACCAGCAGCAAAUGGUGUGGAGCCCAAGGCCAGGCAGCCAGGACCCUGCACAAUUCACCGAGAAGCUGACUUCCUCUGGAGCCUGUGCAAAGCAGACGUGUCCCUGUUGGAGCGGCCGGCCAGCUCACCAUCACUGUACCUGCAGUGCCUCUCCCAGAAAUUGGGGAAAGAAAGAAGACGCCCACUCCUAGAACUCCACACUGAACUCAACAACAGCAUGUAUGAUUGGAACAGCAGAGUGUCUGCUAAGGAGAGAUGUAGGCCGUCUGUUGCAGUCUUCGUUCCAGUUACUCUUUCAGGAUUAGUUGUAUUUGCUGUAUUUUCUUGUUAUUUGUGGUUUUGGGAGGAGGUUUGUGCUUCACCUCUCAUACCAUCUUUUUCUGGAGUAUGUAUUUUUGAUGAAAUAUUUUAGACAUGCUAAAAAGAGAAUGAUAUUAGAUAACAAUAUGAUGAGUACCUUGUGCCCACAACCCAGCUUAAAUAAAAUGUUCUAAAGUGUAUAAAGACUCUUAAGAUACUACUUUAAGUAAUAGUCCUAAAUAUAAAAGAGAUAAAUGCACUGAACUAUUUCAAACCUUAUCAUACCCCCAAACUGAGAAUUAUCUGAGUAUUCAGUAAUAGGGGCAUGCUUAUGAUCAGAUGUCCACUGGUUAAUAUUUUAUGUAACCACUAAAAUUACAUAUACAAAUAAUAAGAACUUACAUCGAGUUGUUAUUAGCUCAUUCCAUGAAUCAUGAAUUAUCUUAUUUAAUCCUCAAAACAGCUCUAGGAGGUAGGCAUUAUUGUCCUUGUUAUUAUUUCUCCACAUUUUAUAGAUAAGGAAGAUGAGCAAAUGAUGUUAAGUAGUUUACCUGUGGUCAGCCCACACUGAGAUAUAAACUCGAGCCAUAGAGAAAACUACUUCAGGGCCCAAACGCUUAACCAGUUCACAGUACAGUCUUGAUAGAGAACAUCACAACAUGAAAAAUGCUCAUGCAUUCAUGAUGUGAAAAAGAGGGCAAAAUAGUGUAUCAGUAUGUUUGCAAUAUCUAUGCUUAAAACAAAAACAGACAAAAAAAAAUAGCUCUCAUGGGAAAACAAAAGGCCAAAAGUGACACAUGAUGCCAGAACUAUGGCUGAUAUCUUUUCUUUCUUUUUUCCAAGUUGCCAUCUAUAUCUCUAUGUAUUUGAGAAUAUUAUUUUCUACACUAAAGUCUAGGUAAUUCCUUUCAACUUUCAGAUAGCUGGUUUCUUCCUUGCUAAUGAACCUCCCUUCUUUUCUUAGUUAUGUCUUCACUUCUGUUUCUUCUCUAGCCCCUUUUUUCAGUAGCAGGACACCUGGCUUUUCUGAGCUAUGGGUUAGUGGGGGACUGGCUUAUCAACCCCAGUUCCAUUCCAGUCCCCAGUCUCUUCCAUCCUCUUCCAUGAAUAGGCCAUGUGUAGGGAUCACUUGGCACCUUCUUCUGUUUGCAGUGUUUGAAAUGGGAAUCUCUUUUCCUAGAUUCUAAGAGCAAGUUAGUUUCCAGGAUUAAACAUGUUAUUUAUGUCACUAGGAAUUUAGAAUUUGAGAUCAGCCUUUUCAUUGUGGCUGUGUAGCAGGACCCACUCACUGUCCCCCAAUGUCUAUUCUCUUUCUCCCUAGUAUUAGAAGCUUUGAUUGGAACUGGGCACCAAGCCUCAACAGGAUACAGUCUGCAAGUCUGAACUUAGAGCUAUGUGUCUAAGUCCUGGCCAAAAUGAUGUAUCACUUGGUAGCUGCUAACUUUCCUUAAAAGGCAGAUAUCUUUUGCUCUUUGUUCUUUUGCUCUUUCCUCCAUCUUGCUGACUGGAAUGUAGAUGUGAUGGCUGGAGCUCCAGCUGCCAUAUUGAAAUGUGAGGAUAUGGGCCACAUUCUGCGGAUAGCUGAGUGAGUGGUGAACAGCAAGGAGCCUUAUUGGGUAAGGACAUUAAGGAUCAGAGUCACCAUAUGGGCCCUAAACUAUCUACCUCUGGACUUGUAUGUAAGAGAAAAAAAUGUGGGGUUUAUAUUCUUUUCAACUAAACCUAGUCCAACUGAUGCAUUAUUAUUUGAUUGAAAUGUUUGGGAUGUUUAUGCAUGUUGUAAGUUUAACAGAAAAAUUUGUCUAAAUGGCUAUUUUAAUUUUCUAAUUAUUGUUUAGAAAUGUAUGUACACUUAAAAUGGGAGCUGACCAAAGUGUUUAACAUGUCUUAGUUGCUUCCAAGUUUUGACAUUAUGAAUAAAGGUGCUAUAAACAUUUGUUUUCUGUUAUUUGUGUGGAAGUAAGUGUUCACUCAUUUGGGUACAUACCUAGGAAAGUGAUGGCUACAUUGUAUGGUAAGCCUAUGUUUAACUUUGGAAGAAAAUGCAAGACUGUAUUCCCAAGUAGGUGUAGAAUUUUGCAGAGUUCCCAUUGCUCCACAUUCUUGCCAGUAUUUGGUGGUGUUAAUGUUUUAGAUUUUAGCCAUUUUAGUAUAUUGUAGUGGUAUCACAUUUGUUGUUUAAAUUUACAAUUACCUAAUGACAUGCCAUGAUGAGCCUUUUUUCAUAUUCUUAUUUGCAAUCUGUAUAGCUUGUUUGUUGAGAUAUGUUCAUAUUUUUUGCCCAUGUUUUGCUUGAGUUGUUUUCUUACUGAGUUUUAAGAGUUCUUGGUAUAUUUUGGAUAUAAGUCAUUUGUCAGAUAUGUUUUACAAAUAUUUUCUCCCAGUCUGUGGUUUGUCUUUUAAUUCUAGCAGUCCUCUUCACAGAGCAGAAGUGUUUUACUUUUAUGAAGUCCAACUUGUCAGUUUUUUCUUUCAUGCAUUGUGCUUUUGGUGUCGUAUCUAAGAAAUCACCAAACCAAGGUCACCUAAACUUUCCUGUUCUUCUUUAGAAGUUGUAUAGUUUUGCAUCUUACACUUAAGUCAGUGAUCCAUUUUGAUAUAUUUUUUUGUGAAAGGUAUAAAGUCUGUGUCUGUAUUAACUUUUUUACCAUGUUCAUUUAUUCUGGCACCAUUUUUUGAAAAAACUGUCUUUUCUCCAUUGAACUGUCUUUGUUUUGUGAAAGAUCAGUUGGUUAUAUUUGUAUGGGCCUAUUUCUAGGCUCCCUUGUGUUCCAUUGAUCUUUUUGUCUAUUCUUUCAUGAGUAUGGCACUGUUUUGAUCACUGUAGCUUUAUAUUAAAUCUUGAUGUACCCCAUGUUGGUGGCAGAUUGGAAAUUUUGAAUAUACUUAAUUGUAUAUUUGUUUCAUUUUAUAUGGAGCAUGUAUUGUAACUUCCCAAUAAAAUAAAAUACUGUAACUUUACAAAA
Messenger RNA from Manis pentadactyla (Chinese pangolin), 5418 nucleotides. It is a transcript of the gene CFLAR, whose product is annotated as CASP8 and FADD like apoptosis regulator. The transcript has 14 exons. The coding region runs from base 942 to 2564 and encodes 540 amino acids. Gene Ontology annotation, biological process: proteolysis; negative regulation of extrinsic apoptotic signaling pathway via death domain receptors. Lineage: Eukaryota; Metazoa; Chordata; Mammalia; Pholidota; Manidae. Gene Ontology annotation, molecular function: protein binding; cysteine-type endopeptidase activity. The record is from RefSeq and is a predicted model, not a curated record.